Boeremia exigua is the source of this 2550-nucleotide messenger RNA. Its product is annotated as heterokaryon incompatibility protein-domain-containing protein. The record is from RefSeq and is a predicted model, not a curated record. NCBI's taxonomy places the organism in Eukaryota, Fungi, Ascomycota, Dothideomycetes, Pleosporales, Didymellaceae. The coding region runs from base 136 to 2424 and encodes 762 amino acids. The transcript has a single exon.
GUUUCUCUAUGCAUGGCUUGAGCACAUCCAUCAGGCCUGCCUAAGUCUCGUUCUUCAGAUAUUUCCUGUUUCACCUCCAAAUUACUCACAGGGCUACAUAGUAGGUUGUAUGUAUCGAGGUAUAAUCAAGUUGCCAUGUACACCCAAAGGUAUGCAUCUACCUACCGAACAUGGUUUCUGCCAGGCAUUCCUCAGCAUGCUUCACGCCCAAGACUGCCGGUGCAGCUCAAGCCAAGCCAUGGGAGCUAUCAGUCGCGCGCACUAAUAUCAAUCCGCCAAGGUCGACAAGGAAAUUCACGCCGAAGAUGGACACUUGAAAGUAGAAUGACACUUUUCAUGAUCCUCCCUUGGAGUGCGUUAUUGCUUCUCGCGCUCGGCCGCGAACUCAGGGACGAAGGCAUCGUUGAUGACAUUGCCCACUGGGUUUUCUUCCACCGAAUCCCACCAAAAUUAGUUGUUCCUCCCUGUGCAAGAGACGCAGAGUUCUAUCAACCAUUGACUCGGGACAAAGAAAUUCGACUACUUGUACUCGAGCCCGGAGCUGCUGGAGACGAGGUCAAAUGCCGUCUGAUACACGUUGAACCAUCUUGGCAGACUAGAUACGAAGCCUUAUCAUACUGUUGGGGGGAUGAAUCUGUCACCCAGAACUUGAGAUGUUCAGGAACCACCAUAGCUGUGCAUGCUAGUCUUCACGAUGCUUUGUCAGACUUGCGGCAGCCUUCACGAGAACGAUUACUGUGGGUAGAUCGCUUGUGCAUCAACCAGAACGACUUUGAAGAGAUGGAAAAGCAGAUCACCCUUAUGGGCGAGAUCUACUCUCAAGCUCGUCAGGUACUGAUUUACCUCGGAAAGUCAGACUCUUCUGUCGAGCAGGCAUUGGAGUCCAUCAGUCAGCUUGAUCGGAAGUUCAAAUGCACGCAGCUCUUCGGCACCGUCUGGCAAAUGUUCGUCUUCACUAUCAUGAGUCCUGUCAACGAAGCCAAAGAUAACGUUAACUGGAAGCAAGUCAUCAACUUGUUUCAACGUCCUUGGUUUCAGCGCACGUGGAUCGUUCAAGAAACCGUCUUGGCACGCAAAGCACAGGUCAUCUGUGGCGGCCAGUCUAUUACUUGGGCCAAGCUACAACGAGUAGUCCUUGGCAUGUCUGGGUACAAAGCUUACACAGCUCUCAUACCGGAGUAUUACUUGAUUGCGGACGCAAUAUCCAAUAUCGAGCUGAUGGCCCAAACUCGGCGCAUCCAUCAUCCUCGUCUCCAAUCAACUGCUGCUCGGCUAUUGCGUCGGCUCCGUCGGCGCACACCACAUCAUGAUGAUAAGCCAACCAGUCCCACGCUUUUAGACCUGGUGUUGGACACACGUUCGUUUCAGUGCAAGAAUCCUCGCGACAAGAUCUUCGGCAUGCUAGGACUAACGCGUCAGAACACAGCCCACGAGUACAUCCAACCUAAAUACACUAUCUCUACAGAGAGCGUGUAUCGAAACUUUGUCCUCUGGGAGGUCUUUCACAACAACAGUCUCCGCGUCCUUGGACUGGCUUCUGAUAAUACCGUUCGUCAGUCCUCUUGCCCAUCGUGGGUUCCGCGCUUCGAUAAACUCGAUCCUCAGAACAGCCUUACUGCAGAAUGGAUGAGCCAAAGGUUCAAUGCCAGUGCAGGUCUCUCUUUGCACGCCGAACUAUCCGACCAAAAUACUGUACUUCACCUGAAAGGCUGUAUAGUAGACACUCUCCAUACAGUUGGGCAGAAGUCAUUCAAAACUGGACUGUCGCUACAGCAGGAGAAGCCAAAGGACCGUAUCAUGUGGUACCAAUUCCACGAAUUAAACAAGGAUAUGAUCAAGGAAGCUAUCGACAUUUGGCUUGCAGCGGCAAGACGAUCCCUCCCAGGACACAGCUCUCCUCCUGAGGCUGGCGAGUUGCUUGCCAUGUUAGAUUCAGGUACUGGAAAUCAAGAGUACGUACCAUGGGGUCACAAGCCGCGCCCACCUCCCCCAAAGUGGGAACCAUUUCUGCGAACAUUCAUGUUCGACCAGACGAUAGAUGGUACACCGGCGUCUGACAAUCACAACCUUGUCUCAGCUGCCGCAUCUAUUCUGGUGGCUCUACGAGGUCCUCUCACACCCAGAUGGUUUCGAGUAGAGUAUGUCGAUGACGCUACGGUAGGACAGGCUCGUUUGGCGUUGUUUGCACCUUCACGUCGCUUUGCAGCAACCAAAACAGGUUUGAUAGGCUUUGUGCCAACAAGGGCUAGAACAGGGGACCUGAUCUGUAUCAUUCAUGGCGCUAAAGUGCCAUUCGUAGUUCGAAAGAUAGCCAAUGGCAGAUACACACUAGUAGGAGAAUGCUAUAUGCAUGGCAUUAUGUAUGGAGAAGGCUUACGAAUAGGGCAUGUCGAAGACAGAAACAUAGAUUUUGCUUUAGAGUAGUCUUGGUUCAUUUACCCUAAGUAUUAGUCAGUAACUAUAUACUAGAACAGACCAGGAAAACAGUAUACACAGUCUACCUAUCGGCCCAGGGUCUGGUCCCCCCCGGGUCGUAAUUUGUGUUCCGAU